AUGCUCAUCAAAGUCCGCACCCUCACGGGCAAAGAGAUAGAGUUAGACAUUGAGCCAGACUACAAGGUCUCACGAAUCAAGGAACGUGUCGAGGAAAAGGAAGGCAUCCCUCCUGUCCAACAACGUCUGAUCUACGGAGGAAAGCAGAUGGCUGAUGACAAGACUGCCUCGGACUACCAGCUGGAAGGCGGAAACACCCUGCACUUGGUACUUGCGCUCAGAGGAGGCUGCUAA
Messenger RNA from Cyphellophora attinorum, 234 nucleotides. RefSeq names its product Ubiquitin-like protein 1. NCBI's taxonomy places the organism in Eukaryota, Fungi, Ascomycota, Eurotiomycetes, Chaetothyriales, Cyphellophoraceae. Gene Ontology annotation, biological process: protein neddylation; regulation of proteolysis; modification-dependent protein catabolic process. The transcript has 3 exons. The coding region runs from base 1 to 234 and encodes 77 amino acids. The record is from RefSeq and is a predicted model, not a curated record. Gene Ontology annotation, molecular function: ubiquitin protein ligase binding; protein tag activity. Gene Ontology annotation, cellular component: nucleus; cytoplasm.